AUUAAUCCUGGAGAAAAGUUGCCAUAAACAUACCAGCGGACAGGGUAGCUAGCUCUCUUUCUCUCUCCAGUCCAUACUCAAAUGAGUUCCUUUGUUUUUUUCUUGGACAAACCCAAUUCUUUUCCUUUCUUUUCUUUUGCUUUGGCUCUGAUUCAUUGGCAAUCUUAAAUAAGGCGUUGUAAUCAAAGAACAAAAUCAUGUGGGCAGUUCUAAGGCGGAGGGUUGCUUCUUCUUCUUCUUCAGUCAGUUUUAGCCCAGUCAUUUCGGGAUGCUCGAUCUUCACGAUGUUACAUUUCUACUCCAAUUGAGACUUUAGUCUCCAGAGGAGGAUCACGGAUUGCAGGGAUUGUUGGUCACCUGGGUUAUCAAGUGGUUACAGGGUUUCCAAUUGGCUCGAAGCCCCUAAGGGAAGUUAUUUCACUUGUUCGAAAAUAUCCUCCAGUAUCGGUCCAUGCUAGGUUGUUUUCUGCUGAUACUGGUGAACUUGUUGAUGCUGUUGUUCCUUUCAUGGGGGAAUCCGUCACUGAUGGCACUCUAGCAAAUUUUUUGAAGCAACCUGGUGACCAUGUAGAACUAGAUGAGCCAAUCGCACAAAUAGAAACUGAUAAGGUGACAAUUGAAGUAAAUAGUCCUGAAGCUGGUGUAAUUGAACAGUUGGUGGCCAAAGUAGGUGAUACUGUGGAGCCAGGUACCAAGAUAGCUGUCAUUUCAAAAUCUGGUGGUGUAACUCAUGUUGCUCCAUCAGAAGAAAAGCCUAGCAAGGCAGUCUCUGAGCUCUCUACUGCAAGAACAAAGAAAGUGGACAUGGAGAAGCCUAAAGCAGAAACUCCUCCGCCUAAAUCAGAAACUCCACCCAUCAAAGAAAAGCCUAAAGCACCUUCUCUGCCUCCCUCCAAACCUUCUGCUAAGGAACCUCAACUUCCUCCUAAAGAAAGGGAGAGAAGAGUUCCUAUGACAAGACUUAGAAAGCGUGUUGCAACACGUUUGAAGGACUCUCAAAACACUUUCGCGAUGUUGACUACAUUCAACGAAGUUGAUAUGACCAAUUUGAUGAAGCUCCGUUCUGACUAUAAGGAUGCUUUUGUUGAGCAGCAUGGAGUAAAGUUAGGUCUUAUGUCAGGAUUCGUAAAGGCUGCUGUUAGUGCGCUUCAGAAUCAACCAAUUAUCAAUGCUGUAAUUGAUGGAGAUGACAUAAUUUAUAGAGAUUAUAUUGACAUCAGUAUUGCUGUUGGUACUCCAAAGGGCCUUGUAGUUCCAGUAAUCCGAAAUGCUGAUAGAAUGAACUUUGCCGAAAUUGAGAAGGAGAUAAACAUCCUUGCUAAGAAGGCAAAUGAUGGGUCUAUAUCAAUUGAUGAAAUGGCUGGAGGCUCAUUCACAAUAUCUAAUGGUGGUGUUUAUGGAAGCCUCUUAAGUACUCCAAUUAUUAACCCCCCUCAGUCGGCUAUCCUGGGCAUGCACUCCUUAGUUAGCCGCCCAAUGGCUGUUGGUGGAGAAAUAGUUCCAAGGCCUAUGAUGUACAUUGCUCUGACAUAUGACCACCGACUGAUUGACGGAAGAGAGGCGGUGUUCUUCCUGCGUCGCAUUAAAGAUGUUGUGGAGGAUCCACGGAGACUGCUGCUUGAUAUAUGAGGAAACCAUACACAACUGUCUGAUUUUAGCAUCCUGGUAUAGCUUGGAUAUGGCAUACAUUUUCUUGGUGUAGAAUAAAUAGCAAUGCUCAAACAUCGACUUUUCCAGGGCUCCUGUGUUUGCAUUUUCACCAAGUUUUCCACUAGAAGCCCAUCACAUAAACUUCAGAUCACAAAUGUAAGACAUGGUUCCAUGUUAAGGUGAAGGACUUAUUAUAAGUUUUAAGACUUGAGAAACAGAAGUUUAUCAUGGUUGAACAUCUUGUCCAUAGA
This is a messenger RNA of Theobroma cacao (cacao), 1901 nucleotides long. NCBI's taxonomy places the organism in Eukaryota, Viridiplantae, Streptophyta, Magnoliopsida, Malvales, Malvaceae. The record is from RefSeq and is a predicted model, not a curated record.